GUUUUGUGGAUCCCGCAGCAUCAUCAUCAGAACUGCAGAGUCGUAUCUCGGCUCUGGAGGAGCAGCUGUCUGAGAAGGCUGGGCAGCUGAAGUCCAUCCAGAACGAAAUGGGCCUGAUGAAGAAGGAGCUCGCUGCUAAAGAACUGGUCCUGCAGAAAACCCGGGACGAGGUCACUGUGGCGCACACGAGGAUGGCCCAGGACAAAGAACGGGCGUCGGAAACGGAGCACAAACUGAAACAACUGCAAGAGGAGCUUAAGUGCCAGAGGCAGAACGCAGAGAGCAGCCGGCUUCAGCACCAGCAGCGCACCAAGGAGCUGGAGAAAGCGCACCAGAGGGAUUUAGCCGAGCUUCAGAAGGAGAGGCAGCGUGUGGAGAAGCAGCACCAGCAGGAGGUGAACAAGCUCAACCAGGAGCUGCAGCAGGCCAGGGCGCUCCACAACGCUCUGCAGGCCCAGGCUGACAAGCUGUCCCUGCAGAAGCAGGCGCUGGACAAAGAGCUGGAGGCUCUGAAAGAGAAGCUGAAGUGGACCGAGGGGCAGCUGAAGGAGAGCCAGAAGAAAGAGGCGCAGACCCAAGCCAAACUAACGGAAGCGGUGCGUGAGGCGGAGGGUGUGGCAGUAAAUCUGGAGCAAAGCAGGAAGAGAGAGCGAGCUCUGGAGGAGGAGGGGAGGAGACUGCAGGAGGAGCAAGCUGACACCCUGCGUCUCCUCAAAGAACUGCAGGAACAAAAAGCAGCAUCUGCUCCUCAGCCCGCCACGUUCGGACCCGUCGGACCGGGUCUCGCCUCUCAGUCUCCCUUUGCUCAGACUCCUCGAGCAGCCGCCCACAGCAGGAGGCCCGCAGCCUCCCAGGCGGAGCAGAACAGGGACGGGAGCAGGGCGGAGAUCGCAGCAGCGUAUCCUUCUGGCAGGGAGCCUGGAGAGGGAAUCGACGCCGAGCAGAUCACGCUCAACAUCGCCAACGCCGAGCGUUCACAGAAAGCGGGGCGAGGAGGAAGCGAUAAGGAGCGAGAGGACAGGAGAAACGCCCCCUUCAGCACAUCGACAGAUGUUGAAAACGCACCUGUGGGGAGUCCGAAGAUUUCUCAGGAAAACGCACAGCUUCCUAAGACCGAUCAACCCGCUUCAUCUGAGGAGCUCAAGAGGGAGAACGACCUCCUGCGCUCGGAGCUCCGCGAUGUCCGCGAAGAACUCCAGAGACGGCUGGAGGACCUGGAGGCGCAGCGACGGGCCGAGACGGAAGCGAGGACGCGUCUCAAGCAGCUCAGCCGCAAGCACUCCACCCAGGCAGCGGAGAGGGAGGAGAGGGAAAAAGACCUGAAGGCCAAGCUGGAAAACGAGAAGGCCGAGAGCGAGAGGCUGAGGAGGACCGUCGCCGCUCUGGAGGCAGAGAUGAAGAGCAGCAGAGAGGAGACGCAGGAGGAGGAGAACAGUACCGCACGAAACGACAGAGAGGUUGAGCUGGUUGAGCUGAACAUCCAGCUGAAACAUCAGCUGGCGACGGUGAAAGCUCAGCUGGCCUUAGAGCGAGAGGAGCGGGAGAGGGAGGAGGAGGAGGAGGAGAGGAAGCGAACGACAAACACAGAUGCAGACGUAAACACGGAGCUGAGCCUGAAACUCGCAGAGAUCAUGGCAGACGCUGAGGAGCUGAAGCACGGAGGAGGAGGAGAAGAAGACUCGGCAGGAGACGAGGAACUCUCCACGGUCAGCAGCCUCCUGUCUUCACCAGAGGAGCACGCACUCUUCUGCGAGUCCGCCAACCAGCGCAACGCUCUCCUGUCCGCAGAAACGCCGCGCAUCCUCCCUCCCAGCGGUCCAACACCCGGACAAACCUCAGAGCAGACGGGGCCUCCUUCCCCAGACCUCCAGCGGGAUCAGCUCGCCUCCUCUGAGCUCAGAGCAACACUGGAGGUCCUGCAGAAAAAGUGCACCAAGGAGUCAGAGCGGGCUAAAAAGUACAAAGAGAAAUUUGAGGCCCUGCAGAUCCAGGUAACUCGUCAGACCAAGGAACUGACCACAGCCUUCGAGAAGCAGAGUCAACACAUCUUAGGGCUUCUCGCUGAGCUGCAGGAGAAGGAGAGCGCCCUCUUGAGCCAGGGAGAGGAAUUGAUCCGAUGCAAGCGAGAGUUGGAUGUUCUGAAGGGAGAAAACGAGGGAGCGAAACAGACGUCGCCGACGACUGACGAGGAGACUGAAAAGAGAGAAAAGUUUGAGAAAGCAGAACUUCAGAUUGAACGAGAGAACGAGGAUAUUGCUCCUCCUCCUCCCGCUUCAGACUCAACUGUUAAAAAAGGUACAGUUCAUCCCCACGUUGAGGAUUGUGGGGCUGAAAUGCCUCGGCUGGUUGAUCGCGAAGGUGCUGCAGUAACUUCUGCAGGAAAGCAUCAAAUCUCUGCAGAGAGUCCACGCGACUCCGUUUGUGAGGUGGAAGAGGAUCCGUCCAGCCGACAUGGAGAAGGAGUAGACACGUUUACAGAACUGCUUGCUCUGAGACAGGAAAACCAGCUGCUGAGGCAGAGGAUGGAGGAGUCGGCCAACAUGGACACCAGAGACCAAACGUCGCAGACCGACGGCGGGGAUGAAGACACGGCUUCUGCCACGUGCGUUGGCGAUCUACUGACGGUACGAAAGGACGCAGCGACAGACGAGCCGCUGCGAACUAACGGGACGACCAGGAGGGAUGGUGAAGGUCAGGAUUUGGAGAGAGAAAAAAUCAGCAGCAGGACUGAGGAGGGAAGUGCUGAAGAAACGGCUGAGAUUAAGAUAAACCACCUGCAGCAGCAGCUGGAGGCGCUGCAGGGAAGAGUCAGGACUCUCACUGAGGAGACCCGGGUCCAGGCCCAGGAGCUCACGUUAUGGAGACUGGCGUCCCAGCCGGCCUCUGCGGUUCAGCAGCUGCUCAGCGACGCAGACGGUGAGAGCGAGACGCUGCCGAGUCCGUCCCCGUCGACCCGGCAGCCGACGGAGGAGCCGGCCCAGAGCCGCGCUCAGACCGUCUGCAGCGCGGUUCAGAAGAGCCAGGAUGUCGUUACGAUCAUCAGGGAGGACGAGUUCUCGCUCUGCUGCUCCUCCUCCAACAAACUGCAGGGUCGCAUGCUGUUCUCCAGACUCCAGAACAGCAGCCUUGCUGAACCAAGGGGCCUCCGGUCGUCUAAAAAGGCUAACCAGGAACACACCCAGAACGCUGCCAGGUUUGACCAGGAAUCUGAGAAAGAAAACCAGCCGCGGGUCGAGUCCGACCAAAGUGGAAAACUGUUCUGCAGGAGCACGCGAGGCCAAAUUGGACUCCUCCAGAGGAACCGGUGA
Messenger RNA from Fundulus heteroclitus (mummichog), 3308 nucleotides. RefSeq names its product centromere protein F-like. Gene Ontology annotation, biological process: mitotic cell cycle; metaphase chromosome alignment; regulation of G2/M transition of mitotic cell cycle. The transcript is spliced from 11 exons. NCBI's taxonomy places the organism in Eukaryota, Metazoa, Chordata, Actinopteri, Cyprinodontiformes, Fundulidae. Gene Ontology annotation, molecular function: dynein complex binding; microtubule binding. The record is from RefSeq and is a predicted model, not a curated record. Gene Ontology annotation, cellular component: spindle pole; chromosome, centromeric region; nucleus. The coding region runs from base 108 to 3308 and encodes 1066 amino acids.